Molecule: messenger RNA, 2741 nt
Organism: Oncorhynchus nerka (sockeye salmon)
Lineage: Eukaryota; Metazoa; Chordata; Actinopteri; Salmoniformes; Salmonidae
Product: TRAF-interacting protein
Exons: 16
Coding region: 862-2229 (455 amino acids)
Biological process (GO): protein ubiquitination; replication fork processing
Cellular component (GO): site of DNA damage; nucleus
Molecular function (GO): ubiquitin protein ligase activity
Source: RefSeq, a predicted model, not a curated record
CAGGAACGAGAUGGGACUUUGGCCUUGCUACAUUCUUCAAAUGUUCUCAUUGAUGAAACAUGUGAUCUCAAUACAGUUUUGUUUCCAAAAUUCAAAUCUGUUACGAGCAGAGUGGACCGUUUUGUCGACUUUACUCGGUCAAAGUUUCCAAAAAGUGCUAGAUUCCAAUCUCGCUAGAUCCUGCUUGGCUCUGCCCCUCUCCUUGCUUGUUCUGUCCACUAUUACUCAUUUGUUCACAUUGGAAACGACAGGCCGUGGUCUAUCUUGAGUUAGUUAUGAACAUCAUUUAGCUGCUAGAUAUGCAGGUAAAUAGAAUAGUUAAGAAGCUGAAGAAUUUUCCUGCGUGUAACGUUACACAAAAUAUUCUUAAAUCAUAGCUACCUCUAAUUUCUUCGAGUCGAGUUAAAAUGCAUAUUGAAUGUUGUAACGUUGACUGUCACUGUGUAAAAUAAUACCAUUCGUUUGGGCUGGCUAGCACAUCAUUUUCUGACAGAGAAGGUACAGGGGUGCAAUCAUUAGUACACAGUUUCGUUUUGCAACAGAAACUAGUUUAUUUUCGACAAAUUCAGGUAUGUCCCUCCCCGAUUCGUUCAGUUCAAGAAACGUUUUGCAACAGAAUCGUCGUAAUGAAUACGCCCCAGUUGUUUCGCUAUCAUUGAAUCUUGUGGAAGAUAUCUGAACGUACCAUUUAGAUGAUUACGUACACGCAAGGGGUGGGGACUUUUACGUUCGAACUGCGCCGCGCGAGUGUUGUGCGUGCUAGCUAGGCGUAAACAGGAUUUCAUAGUUAUUCGAACUGCAAUGAAUAAUAUACGUAUUAAUGUAACAAAUACUCAAUACCUUUAAGGGUGGUCUUCAAAAAUGCCUAUUCGUGCCUACUGUACCAUCUGUUCCGAUUUCUUCGAUCACUCCAGAGAUGUGGCUGCCAUACACUGUGGGCACACCUUCCACUAUGAAUGUCUUCUUCAGUGGUUUCAGACUGCCCCCAACAAGACAUGUCCACAAUGUAGAAAACAGGUUAGCACCAGACACAUUAUCAACAAGUUGUUCUUUGACAUUGGUGGUGAAGGAGAGGGAUCCUCUGCGGAUCCAGAGUGUUUGCAGAACGAGCUCGAUAGAAUGAAAGCUGUUUUAAGUACCAAAGAGAGAGACUGGAGGGACAGACUGAAGAUGGUAGAGGGCUUGAAGGAGACUGUUGACAGGCAGAAGAAAGACCUGGACAUUGUUAGGAAGGAGAUUGGCGAGAAAGAUAUGCUCUGCUCAGUUCUCAGGAAACAGAUGAAAUACCUGGAGAACCAGCAGAGUGAGACUCAGGCUGCUAAGGAGGAGGCCCGACGACUCAGGACCAAAAUGAAAACAUAUGAGAGUCUGGAUGUGGUGUUACAGGGUCAGAGGGCUGAGGUGGAAUCCAUGAUCAGUGACAUGGGUGUUGGCCAGGCUGCCAUGGAGGAGCUCUCCAUCUACUGCAUCUCUCUCAAGAAAGAGUAUGAGAACCUAAAAGGGAGCCUCAGAUAUUCAAAUGAAAUGUCUGAAAAGCUCAAAAGGGAGGUGUUUGCUUCAAACAACAAGUUGCAGAAAGCCACAAUGGAGAUGAACAGGACCAAUGAUGACAUGAAAGCUGUCCAAAAUGACUUGACCAACGCAGACAAAGAGAUCACUAGUCUGAAGAAAAAAGUUGAGAUUCUUCAAAAGACCCUGAGCACACCAACCCGCACUAACGAAGCAUUGAGCAGACUAGUCUUUGAGAGCCCUGCCCCAGUGCAGCUGCAACAGCCCCGUCUCCACCAGCCUGCCAACAGUGAGGACAUUGACCUUAACAUGACAUUUGACAUCACCACACCUGACCUGGUGGAUAAGAGGGCGUCACAGGUCCCAUCCAAAAAGAUGCGUCUGGAUCCAGCCACGUUGUCGUCCUCGCCAACCAAACACAGUGACAGCGCCUCGUUUGGAAGCAAGGCCAGAGAGGAGGAGGUGCCAAUGGGUACAUUCUUCCGUAACUCCAUUCUGUUCAGGAAGAAGACCUUUGGCAGCAUGCUGGACCCCCAGAGGAGUAAACUGGGAGCUAUCAGAAGUGGUUAUGAUGGACUUGGAGGGAGAACCAAAUUCUUCCAACCUUCUCCUUUGUCAGAUAUUCGCCCGCUCAUGAUGAAGGCAAAGAGAAAAAAGGUUUCCCGACCAGCUCCUCCCAAGAUCUCCACCUGUCUUACUCUGGACAGUUAUCUGGAGUGACCUAUGACCGGUCCAGUAAAAGGACUAUGAUCUACUUUGGUUUUCACUUCUUACUUGAGGGCUUGCUCCAGGCUUUGGGCAUGAAUGGGCACAGCAGAUGGUUUGGUGUAGAAUAUUUGUUUUGGUGUAUUGAGACUUCUUUUGUUUCAUCAUGAAAUUGUGUAGUAAUCUUGUUUUGAGGUGUUUUAGUUUCAUCUAAUUGUAAUUAAGUGUGCGGUACAGAGUUAUUCUAGGAACUUUCCUGUAUUAUGAGCAUCUGUGAAAUGUCAGCCAUUUGACUGUUGCACAUUACAAAAAAAAUCUCUUUCGCACUUGAACAUUUAUUGUUUUACUAACACUGUCUGAAUAUUGUAAUACAGCACUGUAUUGAAUAUUUGUUUCCCACUUCCCCAGAACAUCAUCCUCUUGUCUUUUAGUGCUAUUUAUUUUAGAUACAUACAUACAUACUUUUACUUGUGAUUAUUGUGUAAGAUCUCUUAUGUUUGUGAAAUAAUAAACUAUAGUUUCCUUAA